Molecule: messenger RNA, 3123 nt
Organism: Metarhizium brunneum ARSEF 3297
Lineage: Eukaryota; Fungi; Ascomycota; Sordariomycetes; Hypocreales; Clavicipitaceae
Gene: NUT1
Product: Mediator of RNA polymerase II transcription subunit 5
Biological process (GO): regulation of transcription by RNA polymerase II
Cellular component (GO): mediator complex
Molecular function (GO): transcription coregulator activity
Source: RefSeq, a predicted model, not a curated record
AUGGACCAACUCACUGGCUCCGGUCCCGAGCGCGCAUUGCGUGAUUCGAUGGAAUACUGGACGAAGUUUGUCGACAAAUCCAUAUUCAAGCGCCUUGACACGGAGACAUUUGAGGAAUUCGUCCCGCUUGUCCAAAAUCAGCAUCCUCUCCCGCCGUUCGUGAUCGCCCUUUUAUUCCUUCAACCGCAGCCUUACAACGUCAUAAGCCUCGAUCCGCGGAUACCUCCAUAUAUACAGAUUCUUACAAAACUGGGAUACGUUGAUGCGCCGUCCAUUUUAAGGGUUCUGUACAAGUUUUCGUCGCUGCACACGCAGCUCAAAACAUCGCAAAAUGAAACCCAGUCCGCGAGUAAGGGCAACAACCCUUACCAGCGCUCAAAAGAGAAGAGAAAGAAACCGCAGCGGUGGAAUAGUUCGGCCUGGGUGGAGGAGUUCAUGUUCUAUCAUGUCAUCAAGAUCAUUGUGGAGGGAACCGCCUUUCGAGAAUCACGCGUCGUUCUGGAGCUGGUCCAGGUCAUUUCCAAAUGGAUGGAGCUUUUCACCUCAGUAUCCAGCGUCUUCGCGACAGAUGUCAUGGGCGAGUUGCAGAGUUCACAGGCCCGUAUCGACAUGGAGACUGCACGAGCUGCCUUUGUCCCGCUCCUGUUGCGACUGGUCGAGGUUCCUGCGCUUGUAAAGGCCAUCAGUAGCCCACAUGCCAAAGCUAUUCGAAAAAGCCUCGCAAACAGCAUGGCUGGCUUUAUUCAGACACUGCAGCCGGCCCCGGGCUUUGUCGAACGGCUAGAGAUCUUCCGCACGGAAACUUUGGCCAGACUAGACCCGAUUGAUAAGAAGGACCAGGCGGCCACUAAUGCCGCUAUGGACGAGCUUUUGGGGACGACUGUUGGUUUAGACAGUUUUGUCAUUCCGGACCUGCUAAUCUCCAACACCAGAUCAGCGGUAUAUGUCUUUUUGAAUGCAUCACUUGUAGGACGUCCUUUGAUCGACGACAAUGUAUUGAUAUCAUAUUUACAAAACCGAUAUCAGGGUGCAACACAGUCGAGCGCCAUUGAAUUGAUAGUGGCAUCGUUUGAUAUCCUCGCCAAUGCCGUAUUCCGCAACGAAGGGCCCAAAGACGCACAUUUGUUGAAAUCUUUUCUCGUCAACAAAGUACCCCUUCUCCUAUGCCUCCUUUUUCUCCGGGAACCAACGUUUGACACCAACGCUUCCGAGUUUUGCAUUACCGAGGCUCUGAGCCAAGUAGAUACCAGCGUAUUUCCCACCGCCUCGCUUAUGUUUGACGAAUCCAGAAGUAAUAAUCCGUACACUGAGAGUGUGCGCGAGGAAUUCUGCACAGCCUGUGCCCUUCACGGCCUCGUGCAAAGGGAGCACGUUGAACGAAUUUUGGGCGAGCUAUCCAUGUCAUAUGAGCCUUCACUAGAAAAGUACUCCAAGGAAAAGCUUGUUCAGGAUUGUUUGGCCGACGCCGAAAAGGUCCAGGGAUUAAUACGAGAACUUGAGAAGAUGGACGGCAACGUUGGUGCGGUCUGCCAAGCAUUGGUAGAGGUGAUGCGUCAACUCUGUAACAAUAAAGAAACCAUGUCGUUGAAGCUUUUGUGCAGCCAACUGGCGCAGAAGCCUCGAAUCCUCGACAUUCUGUUGCUCUUUGAGAAGCUGCCCUCUAUUCUGGACCCAUUAUGUCAACUCCUGGAUAACUGGCGAUACGAGGAGGAUCAAGGCGAAUACCAGCCCAUAUACGAAGAAUUCGGCUCCAUUCUCCUCCUUGUGCUAGCCUUUGCAUAUCGGUAUAACUUGACUGCAGCUGAUAUUGGCAUCACGUCGCCAGACUCUUGUAUUGCCAAAAUCCUUGGCAGAGCACAUAUUAGCCGUGACAGAGAUGAGCUGACUGAGCAAGAAAAGGGUCAUCUGAGCGGCUGGAUUCAUGGUCUCUUUGCUGACUCUGGAGGCUUGGGCGAUGAUCUAAUGUCUUCGUGUCCGCCACAGGAUUUUUAUCUGCUCGUAGCGUCUCUGUUUCAGAAUAUUGUCGUGGCGUACACAUAUGGCUAUCUCAGUGACGAAACUCUGAAAGGAGGUAUAGAAUACUUGGUGGAUACGUUUUUGCUGCCUUCACUUGUACCGGCACUGCGUUUCCUCGCAGACUACCUGUGGGUAGAGCAGAAAGAGCAAAAGGCAAUUAUCAAAAUCUUGCAACUCAUCCUGCUACCCAGCUCUAUUUCCGGGGAGGCAAGCACCAUGUUAUCAUCAGUUCGAAAUCUAGUAGCAAAACCACUGGAGCACUCGCUGCGGACAUAUCAGCGCCAGGACCCCAAGAACCAGGAUAUCCAGCCACUGUUGAGAGCUCUCAAGGACAGCCUGCCGCUGUCGCGGCGAACCGGUGGCGCAGAUCACAAUGAACUCCAAUCGUGGACGAACAGCUCCAGCGCGGGACUUGCUGGCGCCUUGAGACACACAGUACAGGGUCUCGUGCAAUGGAGCAUGCAUCCGAGUGUUAAUAGCAUGCCCACAUCUUACACACACAGACAGUUAAUCGCUGCGCAAAAAAUCAUGGGAGCCAAGCGGACGCUCCGACUUCUUCUGGAGGAAGUCCGCACGCAAUCCGAGACGGGCAGCGCAAACAUUGUGUACGACGCCGUCGCGGCAAUUGUUUGCGCUCCCAACGUCACCAAUGAGCCUCCGCCAAACAACCAAAUGAUGGACGCAUCGGGCAAUGUUCCGCCCGCCGUUCAACGGCCCCUGACGCUCCGUGAAGUCCUGCGCCUCGAAGCCGAAGGGUGUAACAAGCUACAAAAGGCGGACCCUGUCCUGGCCGAGAUUGUGGUCCGCCUCUAUCGCCGCGUUGAAGCACACAUGGCGAUGCCCCAGAACCAGGCUAUUCUCGAGGCACCAGGUAUCCAGCUCGAUCUUGGCUCUGGGGCAGGUGGUCUCGGGGAUGUUGAUGCCAUGGCGGCUGUUGGUGUUGGCGCAGACGGCAUGACGGUUGACGGGCUGGACAUGGGUAUUGGCGGCCCGGGAAGCGCAGGCGGAUUGGAUGCCACUAGCGACGGCGAUUUGUUUGGCGGCCUGGAUACGAAUGGCAUGGAUAUGUUUGGCUGGGGAGACAGCAUGGACUUGAGUGGGAAUUGA